UAUCAGUUCAACCCCGAUCUUUUUAAUGUGGAUGCCGUUAAGCUGAUUCUGCUGAAGGCAAUCACGAAUCUCCCUUUUACAGAUCUCACGCUUUGCAAAUAUCUUAUUCACACAGAUAGGGUGAUUUUAUCCUGCCAGCUUAAGGAAGAACCCUUAAGCACGAUUAUCGACUUGGGGACCCUUCUCGAAACUUGUCAGUUUCAUAAAUUCUGGGAAACGUAUCAUGAGAAUAGGGACGUUGUCGGAAACAUCUCAGAUUGGAUGACCUCCGUGAGGAGUUUCAUUGCUUACGUGGUUGAUGCCACCUACCAGCGGAUCUCGAAGCCACUUUUGAUGUCUCUGCUUGACAUCAACUCCGAUGAGGAACUAAAGUCCAUUCUGGAAGCUCGUCGGUGGAAACUACUUCCGAAGGAUGAUGCGGACGAUAAACAGUGGAUCUUUAUCAACAAUCACAAGGCCUUUGUAAAGUCAACCAAUAUCAAAGAGAAGGUUACAUUCGAUGCAAUGGCGAAGAGUGCAAAUGCCUUCAAGCCGUCUGUUGGUGGAUUCUUUAUACAAGCACCCAGCAGUUUGCAUCCCGAUGUCUAA
This is a messenger RNA of Mesocestoides corti, 588 nucleotides long. NCBI's taxonomy places the organism in Eukaryota, Metazoa, Platyhelminthes, Cestoda, Cyclophyllidea, Mesocestoididae. The record is from the annotation of a GenBank genome assembly.